Messenger RNA from Meyerozyma guilliermondii ATCC 6260, 2787 nucleotides. RefSeq lists its product as uncharacterized. The transcript has a single exon. Lineage: Eukaryota; Fungi; Ascomycota; Pichiomycetes; Serinales; Debaryomycetaceae. Bases 1 to 2787 code for a protein of 928 amino acids. The record is from RefSeq and is a predicted model, not a curated record. Gene Ontology annotation, molecular function: ATP binding; nucleic acid binding.
AUGUAUACCAUGACAUCUACGAAGCUGUACAUGCAAGCCAUGCAGCAUUUGAUAGACGGUUUAAAGCAAUUGCCAGAGCCACGCUUUAAAAACUAUCGAAUCGACAACGAAAAUUCGAAUAUUACCGACGUAUCAAAGGUAUUAGAAUCUUUUGAAGACAUUUCUGUCGAGAAAGUGGAACAAUUAUCCACCAAUAACAACAUAGUAGCACAAAUCAAACAAGAAUGUGAACGAAUAAACCAGCAAAAAGAAGGUAUGUCGGUUUUCGAGUCUGUGAAGUCCACCGUAGGACUGUCAAACUCCGACGAGGAGCUACAAUCAUCUUUAUUCGACCUCUUGGGAUUUGAAGAAUUUGACUUGAUCACCAUGAUCAUGCAAAACAAGUCUGUUUUGCUGAAGGAUGAGACGGAAAAAAACGGUGAUUCCGCUUUCUUCACACCGGAUCAACUAGCGAAACAACUUGCGGCAACCCAGCAACGAAACAAACUUGAUAAUGCUAACUUAAAGUUCAACAAGCAUCGAAAAUACCCACACGUUUUCAAAAAUGCGGAUCCUGGCGAUUUGAUUGCUAUUACUGGCAAAAAACUUGCACUUCCAACGGGAACAACUCGAAAUAGUUAUGCAACUCAUGAAGAAAUCGUCAUUCCAUAUCCAGACACAAAGUCCAACAAAUGGAUUUCUGAUAGCGAUUUGAUUGUGGUGGAAAAUCUUGAUUUCUUGUGUAAGGGAACGUUCAACAACUAUAAGACACUUAACAAGGUCCAGUCGUUGGUGUACCCUGUGGCAUACAAUACCAACGAAAACAUGUUAGUUUGUGCUCCGACCGGUGCGGGAAAAACUGAUAUUGCUCUUUUGACAGUGUUACAUACCAUCAACCUGUUUGUAACCGAAAGUGUCGGCGACGAGGAAAUUAACAUUGACAUUGACUAUGAUGAGUUUAAAAUAGUUUACGUUGCUCCACUUAAAGCAUUAGCAGCUGAAAUCGUUGAAAAAUUCAGCAGUAAAUUAAAAUGGCUCGGAAUAUCUGUCAAAGAAUUGACUGGAGAUAUGCAACUUACCAGGGCAGAAAUUAUGACUACUCAGAUCAUUGUCACCACUCCAGAAAAGUGGGAUGUGGUUACAAGAAAGCUGACUGGCGAUAGCGAGCUUGUGUCCAAAGUGAAGUUGUUAAUUAUAGACGAAGUGCAUUUGUUGCACGAAGACCGAGGAUCUGUCAUUGAAUCUUUAGUUGCUCGUACCUUACGACAAGUGGAGAGCACGCAGUCUAUGAUACGUAUAGUUGGUCUCUCUGCAACCUUACCCAAUUACGUUGAUGUUGCCGACUUUCUUGGUGUGAAUCGUUCGGUUGGAAUGUACUACUUUGACCAAUCUUUCCGACCCAUUCCCCUUCAGCAGCAAUUGCUCGGUGUUAGAGGUAAAGCAGGUAGCAUGACUUCUCGAGAAAACAUAGACAAAGUAUCCUAUGAUAAACUCGUGGAGUACAUAGAACAGGGCUUACAGGUGAUGGUAUUUGUGCACUCGAGAAAAGAUACAAUUAAAUCUGCCAGAGGAUUCAUUGCCCAAGCACAAAAAUUCAACGAAACUUCACUCUUUGACUGCUCAGAAUCGCCUAGUUAUGAAAGAUUUAAAAGGGAUGUUGCAGGGAAGAACAGAAACAAAGAUUCUCGUGAAUUGUUUCAAAACGGAUUUGGUAUACAUCAUGCUGGAAUGCUUAGAUCAGACCGAAACCUAACAGAGAAAAUGUUUGCUUCCGGUGCCAUAAAGGUACUUUGCUGUACAGCAACAUUAGCUUGGGGUGUUAAUUUACCGGCUGCCGUAGUUAUCGUCAAAGGUACUCAGGUUUAUGAUGCUAACAAGGGAGGUUUUGUCGAUUUGGGGAUCUCUGAUGUCAUUCAGAUAUUUGGAAGAGCAGGAAGACCUCAGUUCGAAAAGUUUGGUACAGGUAUCUUAUGCACCACAAGUGAUCGACUUGACCAUUACGUCUCAUUAAUUACCCAGCAGCAUCCAAUUGAGUCGAAGUUGGCAUCUAAAUUGAUCGAUAAUUUGAAUGCAGAGAUAUCUCUUGGCUCGGUGACCAAUGUUCAUGAAGGAGUUCAGUGGCUUGGGUACACUUAUUUGAUGGUCCGAAUGCGUAAGAACCCAUAUUCCUAUGGAAUCGAAUGGCGAGAAUUGCAAGAUGAUCCUAUGUUAACAACUAGGCGGCAUACUAUGAUAGUGAAUGCAGCAAGAAGACUUCAUCAAUUGCAAAUGAUUAUUUUUGACGAGGACUCUGGUACUUUUAUACCCAAGGAUUUGGGAAGAAUUGCAUCUGACUUUUAUCUACUUAACAACACUGUUGAAAUAUUCAAUCAACUGUUGAGCCCUCGGGCUACCGAGGCAGAUGUUCUAGCAAUGAUCAGUAUGAGCAGUGAAUUUGAUGGCAUCAAGUUUCGUCAAGAAGAAGCUAACGAGCUCAAAGCGCUUAUGGAAAAUGAAAUUCCUUGCCAGAUACCAGGAGACAUUGAUUCUGCUCCGGGGAAGACCAAUAUUUUGUUACAGGCGUUUGUGUCGCAUGCGACCAUCAAGGACUCUUCAUUGAUAUCAGAUUGCAACUAUGUGGCUCAAAACUCUGCUAGAAUUUGCAGAGCGUUGUUUCUUGUGGCUGUGAACAGAAGAUGGGGAAGUCUUCUGAAAAUCUUACUUUCGCUUUGCAAGUCGAUAGAUAGACGGAUAUGGGCAUUCGACCAUCCUAUGGUACAGUUUGAUCUUCCAACCUAUCUUACGAAACUUGCGAGCAAAAGCACCUAG